This is a messenger RNA of Myxozyma melibiosi, 2478 nucleotides long. RefSeq lists its product as uncharacterized. Lineage: Eukaryota; Fungi; Ascomycota; Lipomycetes; Lipomycetales; Lipomycetaceae. Gene Ontology annotation, biological process: ATP synthesis coupled electron transport; cellular respiration. Gene Ontology annotation, molecular function: NADH dehydrogenase (ubiquinone) activity; iron-sulfur cluster binding. The coding region runs from base 61 to 2259 and encodes 732 amino acids. Gene Ontology annotation, cellular component: membrane. The record is from RefSeq and is a predicted model, not a curated record. The transcript is spliced from 2 exons.
CCCUUCUCCUCUCCAAACCCCCAUCUCCCCUCUUCCACCUUCUCCAGCCCACACACACCCAUGAUUGGACGGCACUACAGGCUGGCCAGCAGGGCCCUUGCGCAGCAGCAGCACAUCCUCGCCAGACGGGCCUUCUCCUCCUCGCGGCCCGCAAAGGCGGAGGUCGAGGUCACCAUAGACGGCAAGAAGAUCAUGAUCGAGGCCGGCUCGGCUCUCAUUCAAGCUUGCGAAAAGGCAGGCUCCCUCGUUCCCCGUUACUGCUACCACGAAAAACUCGCCGUCGCCGGAAACUGCCGUAUGUGCCUUGUCGACGUCGAGCGGGCACCCAAGGCCGUCGCCUCCUGCGCCUGGCCUGUUCAGCCCGGCAUGGUCGUGCACACAAACUCGGAGCGCGCGAUCAAGGCGCGCGAGGGCGUCAUGGAGAUGCUGCUCGCCAACCACCCGCUCGACUGCCCCGUUUGCGACCAGGGAGGUGAGUGCGAUCUCCAGGAUCAGGCGAUGAGAUAUGGUUCGGAUCGUGGCCGGUUCCGAGAGAUUGAGGGCAAGCGUGCGACCGAAGACAAGGACAUUGGUCCGCUUAUCAAGACCGAGAUGACGCGUUGCAUUCACUGCACCCGCUGCGUCCGGUUCUCGAACGACAUUGCUGGUGCGCCCGAGCUGGGCACUUCUGGCCGUGGAAACGACAUGCAGAUUGGUACCUACCUGCAGAAGAACCUCACCUCUGAGCUUUCCGCAAACGUCAUCGACCUCUGCCCCGUCGGUGCGCUCACCUCCAAGCCGUACGCUUUCCGCGCGCGACCUUGGGAGCUCAAGAAGACCGAGUCGAUCGACGUUCUCGAUGGUCUCUGCUCAAACAUCCGUGUUGACUCAAAGGGAGUCGAGGUCAUGCGCGUCCUGCCCCGUCUGAACGACGACGUUAACGAGGAGUGGAUUUCUGACAAGACCCGCUUCGCCGUCGACGGUCUCAAGACGCAGCGCUUGACUAUGCCUUUGCUCAAGGCCGGCGACAGAUUCGAGCCCGUCACCUGGGACGAGGCUCUGUCGACCAUCGUUGAGGCGUACGAGAAGAUUGCCCCCAAGGGCAACGAGUUCAAGGCUAUUGCCGGUGCGCUCGUCGAUGUCGAGGCUCUCGUUGCCAUGAAGGAUCUCGCCAACAGACUCGGCUCUGAUAACCUUGCGAUCGACGUUACGGGCGGCAAUGCGCCGCUUGCGCAUGGCGUUGACUCGCGCGCCAACUACCUGUUCAACUCCACGAUCCACGGAAUCGAGGACGCGGACGCGAUCCUGCUUGUUGGUACCAACCCGCGUCACGAGGCUGCUGUGCUGAACGCGAGAAUACGCAAGCAGUGGCUGCGCUCUGAUCUCGAGAUUGGUCUCGUCGGUCAGAACUUUGAGUCUACGUUUGAGUACGAGCACCUGGGCGACGACACUGUUGCACUCAAGAAGGCGCUUGCGGGCAGCUUUGGCAAGAAGCUGCUUGCGGCCAAGAAGCCGAUCAUUGUUGUCGGCAGCGGAGUUGCCGAGAACCCCGACGCGGCCGUGUUUUUCGAGCUGAUUGGACAGUUUGUGAACAAGAACGCUUCGAAGCUCGUGACUGCUGAGUGGAACGCGUACUCUGUCUUGCAGCGUGCGUCUGGUCGGGCGGGUGCGUUCGACGUCGGCUUUGUUACCUCUGACCCUGCGGUGACGAGCGUGAAGCCCAAGUUUGUGUGGUUGCUCGGAGCGGAUGAGAUCACUGCUGCUGACGUGCCCAAGGACGCGUUUGUCGUCUACCAGGGCCACCACGGUGACGUUGGCGCCCAGUACGCUGACAUUGUGCUCCCUGCCUCUGCCUACACCGAGAAGGUCGGCACAUAUGUCAACACCGAGGGCCGUGUGCAGGUCACUCGCGCGGCUACUUCACCGCCCGGCGUUGCGCGUGACGACUGGAAGAUCAUCCGCGCUGCGAGCGAAUACCUCGGCGCCGCGCUCCCCUACGACGACAUCUACGACAUCCGGGCGCGCAUGGUCGAGAUCGCGCCCCACCUCGUGCGCCACGACAUCAUCGAGCCCGUUGCGAGCGAGACCGCGACCGUGGGCCUGAAGGCGCAGAUCGUGGACGCGCACAAGAGCGCCAAGUCGACCGGCGCCAAGCUCGGCUCUGUGAUUGAGAACUUUUACUUCACCGACGCGAUCUCGCGAAGUUCGGCCACGAUGGCGCGGGCGGCGGCGGCGGCGGCCAAGGGCGAGAAGGCGGAGCCGCUUGCGGCAUAUGCAUAGGCGGAUUUUGACAUCUUGUUCGGUACUUUGAUUUUUUUUCUUCUGUAGAGAAUAUUGAAAAGACAACACAUGAAAAUACAGAAGGGAUGUUUGUUGUGCGGAGAUGGUGUUUAGAUAAAGGUCAUAUUUUUCACAUUUUUUUUUUACUUUCCAUGCAAUUUUUCUUUCUUGUUUUCUUAUUAUUUCUGCUUAAUGAAAGUCCAUUUAUAUCAAACAGCA